UCACGACGAUCAAUGUGAGCUGGUCCAUUCAAGACGCGUUGCGGGCAGCCACUUGGGCAGCUCGCACAACGGAGUCGUCCCUAGGGAGCAAGUGGACGACGUCGAAGCCUCUGGCGCCUCUCGUCAAGGGGCCGUCGCCUCAAUGCUGCCAAACACCUCGAGCAUGUCAAGCAGCAGGCUGGAUAUCGUGCAAUUGUAUCCGUACGACAUUCAUCGUGAAGUGCCAAUUCGAAUCCAGCACCAUGUUGGUCCACACGGUUCUCGAGGGUUUGGCGGCGUCCGCAUCGAUGGUCAUCCAGCUUCACUCGAUGAUGCAGCUCACUCCAUUGGAUGCACCCCCUGCGUGGCCACCCGUGUUUGAGGCGUCCUUUUCGGAGGUGUAUGAAGGCGUCCCCGUCGCGCCGUCAUCAGGCAAUUGGUACUACAGCUACAACUCAUCCAAAGGAGGCGCGAUACAGUGGAGAGUCGAUCACAUCGAGCCCCAACGCAACAACUUUUGCGGAUGCGUGCUGCCUCAUGCGACUUCAACUUGCCAGCUCUUCUUCGCCCCGGACGGGAUGUAUGUACACUUUCCCGCCGUCGAGGACCUGUGCUGUCGACUCUGCACGUCCGAAAGUGGCUGCUCGCCGUUGAAACCAGACUGGCUGUCCGGCGCGCACCCGACGCGGUCGAAAGACCCAGACCUCAUCCAUGGCCGCGAAUGCUACCAAUUUUGCACUCCAGGGGCCCAAUUCAUGGACUGCAUGAGUUACGAUGCGUUUGGUGUACCCUGUCGGUACUCCGAGUCGUGGAGCCCCGCCCCCAAGUGGACGAUUGUGCACAACCUGACGUUUACCUCGUGGGCGCUCCGUCUGACCGACUCUAGCGUGUUUGACCUGCCCAAAUCAUGCACAGCCCCAUGCCGUCGGCUGUUUCCCGCCUGCAUGAGUCCCAACUAGUCCACGCAGCGGUGUUGGGGAAGGGACCCGUCGAGUCUCCGUGAACGUGAUAACAGGAAAUGCUCCACACAACUCUUCAAUGUCC
Messenger RNA from Aphanomyces invadans, 1023 nucleotides. RefSeq lists its product as hypothetical. NCBI's taxonomy places the organism in Eukaryota, Oomycota, Saprolegniomycetes, Saprolegniales, Verrucalvaceae. The transcript has 4 exons. The record is from RefSeq and is a predicted model, not a curated record. The coding region runs from base 243 to 938 and encodes 231 amino acids.